Molecule: messenger RNA, 933 nt
Organism: Capsella rubella
Lineage: Eukaryota; Viridiplantae; Streptophyta; Magnoliopsida; Brassicales; Brassicaceae
Exons: 3
Coding region: 118-663 (181 amino acids)
Source: RefSeq, a predicted model, not a curated record
GUACUCUUUCCCUUGAAAACAUCAAGGAGGUUCAAAAUCUUUAACCCCUCAAAAUCAAAAACAAAGGAGAAAGAGAAUUAGAAGAGAGAAAGAGAGAAAGAAAAACUCAGAAGCAAUAUGUCUUAUUCUUCCCUCAAAUUGCCAAUCUUUCUCAUUCUCUCAUCUCUUCUCCAUGCAGCUUUAGGGGAGAACAUUAUUUGCGAGAAUCUGCCAACGAAUAUGUGCGCGUUCUCAAUAUCGGCUUCCGGGAAAAGAUGUUUGUUGGAGACGGCUAAUGUCGCCGGAGAAUUCACUUGCCGGACUUCCGCCGUUGACGUGGAAGGGAUUGUUAACCACGUGGAGAGCGACGAGUGCGUUUCCGCUUGUGGUGUUGAUCGGAAAACCGUAGGGAUCUCCUCUGACGCAUUGAUGGAAUCAGGAUUUGCCUCUAAGCUUUGCUCACCGGCUUGCUUGGACUAUUGCCCUAACAUUCUUGAUCUCUAUUUCAAUCUCGCCGCCGGUGAAGGUGCGUUUUUACCUGAUCUGUGCGAUGCUCAACGAAUGAAUCCCCACCGUUCGAUGUUGGAGAUCCUCAGCUCUGGCGCAGCUCCAGGACCUGUCUCCGAGGUUGCGCCAGCCUCCGAAGACGCUUCAUCUCCUGCUCUAGCUCCGGCUCCUAUGUAAAAUGUUCGUUAAUUCCACAAGUGUGUGUUAUAUACUUUAUAUUUAAUAUUUCGAUUGAUGAUCCAUAUGUAAUGGACCGUAUCUUACAUUUUCUAUGAUUUGAUGCGAUAUAUCAUCCAUUGAUUCAUAUUAGAGAAGAGGAUACUAAGUGAGUGAGUCUGAUUUUUGUAUCUGUUUUCUUAGUUAACAUUUCCAGUAUUAUAACAACUUUAUGAAACCAUUGUUUUGUUUUCUUCUUCUAUAUAUAUAAGUAUGUCAUGUUCAAUCGUA